UUUGUCAGUUUUGAUGUUUUUGACUUUUGGUCUUUUCACUUUCGUAGUUUCACCAUAUCAAAGGCAUAUGUCCAUGAGCUGAGCUGAGGUGAGCUACAAAUUGUAGCCAGAAUACAUAAGAGUACUCUUGAUUGUAGUAGAGAGAGAAACUCGACAGCUGAAACGCGGUCACUCGAAUCGGAAGAGCAUUCACAUUCAAGUGUAUUUUCAACAGAAAGUGGUUCGGUACUCUCUCCAAACGCCUCAACAUGGCAACUUCUGAACCAGCAUCAGACAUAGAUAUUUCGGACCAUCUCCAGAGCGUCAGAAAAGAGGCGACUGAUGGCGUCAGUUUGGUUGGAGAGUGUGAGGACGUCGAGCAGCUGAGAGCUGACUACAGUGCCGAUGACCAGGUCUACCAGGGAAAGAUCACCAGCGUGGUAAAGGAUUACAAGAAGAUGAGAAGAACCAGGCCGGACGGAAACUGCUUCUUCCGGGCGUUUGCAUUUGGCUACUGCGAAACAUUGCUCACGAAGGCCGAUGAAUGUGCCCGUGUGAAGGUUUUAGUCGAGGAGAGGAAGCAACAAGCAUUCGCCCUUGGCUUUCCAGAGAUGACUACGGAGGAUUUCUUUGACACGUUCGUUUCUCUUCUAGAGACGAUAGAGGGUGGAAUGUCUGAGAGGGAACUGAUAGAGUAUAUCAACAAUGAUUCUUAUUCGGAUUACAUUGUCGUGACCUUGAGAAUACUGGCAUCAGCUGAGCUGCAGGCUAACAACGAUUUCUUCAUCAACUUUGUCCAGGGAUUUUCCAAUAUGACAGAGUACUGCAAGAAGGAGGUUGAGCCCAUGUACCUGGAGAGCGAUCAUUUACAUAUCACUGCACUCACUUCUUCACUGAAAGUGCCUGUGCGCGUCGUGUACAUGGACCGUGGUGAGGGUGGUGAGGUGAACUGGCAUGAUUUCCAGGAGGAUGCCGGUGCACCGGUCAUCAAGCUCCUGUAUCGCCCGGGUCACUAUGACCUCCUGUACGAUAGCGCGUAGCUCUCUCCCUCUCGAUCAUCCUGGUCUGAUAGGUAGUGGCUGGCAGGUCCUUGCCAUCUGCUCUGGCUAAGCCCACCCUUUGCUGCUGUUGCUGUUGUUGGUGUUGCUGCUGCUGUUAUUGUUUUCGUUGUUACAAAUCUUUAUUCUCAUACUGUUGUCGUCGUUGUCUGUUUGUUUUUUAUUUUUCAUUUUAUUUUUUAGAUUAUCACCAUCCUUGUUGUUAUGUUAGACCGAUUGUAUGCUCUUAACCGCUGCGAUUCUAUUUUUCGCACCAUCGAAAACGUGUUUUUUUUAAACCAAGAUCAUUUCUUUUGUACUAUGUGUGUCUGUUUUAUCAAGUUCCCGUUUGCUAUCUGCUUCAGUGCCACGUGUACAGUGUAUACAGGAUGUUGUAACCAUCUGCUGCCAUGCACAUACAGUUUUGAUUUGUCAUGUUCUGUGUAGUAUUUAUCAUACUAAUACCGGUAUACGCAUGUGUUCAGUAGACUAGUUACUCUGGCUGCGGACGUUGCAAUCUGACCAGUUUGAUGCUUGGCUGCUUCUGCUGGCAACAGGCCGUGCACGCGCGCCCCCUUGAUCCGAAAUGUCGGAUUUUAAUAUCCACGACUCUUGCAGACGUAUCGGUCACUUGCUAUCACUUGUACAUUGAGUUCCUACUGCUGUUUAUCGUUGCCUGCGUUUUUGCUCUGCGCCUUAUUUUAUCCACAGCUGUAAAUGCUCGUGCUAUUGUGUUUUGGUUCUAACACUCAUUUGGUAUUUUGACAUUCCGGUGAUGUG
This is a messenger RNA of Sycon ciliatum, 1796 nucleotides long. Its product is annotated as ubiquitin thioesterase otubain-like. The transcript has 8 exons. The coding region runs from base 249 to 1019 and encodes 256 amino acids. Gene Ontology annotation, molecular function: cysteine-type deubiquitinase activity; ubiquitin binding. NCBI's taxonomy places the organism in Eukaryota, Metazoa, Porifera, Calcarea, Leucosolenida, Sycettidae. Gene Ontology annotation, cellular component: nucleus. The record is from RefSeq and is a predicted model, not a curated record. Gene Ontology annotation, biological process: protein K48-linked deubiquitination.